GGCUUGGGCUUGUUUUCGAAAAUAGAUCACCUCCUCGACCAUUCUGGAGGCCCAGCGGAGAGGGAACCCAGGUCACCCGAGCGCCCCGCCGCUCCUGGGCCAGCGCAGGGUUGGGGCGCCGCGGGCGGAGUCGAGGCCUGACGGGACUAGUUGGCGCACGCCGGAGGGGCGUGGUGACGUCAGGGCGGAAGCGCACGCUGCGUGAAGCGGCCCAGAACCCGGCGGUCACGGGAAUAUCCGUCGCGCCGAGGACGUUGGUUAGUCUCUCUCCGGGUUCCGGCUGCGUUGGGCGUGCGUGCAGCUCGCUGAGACCAUGGCGUCCGGGCCUCACCCCACCGCGACCGCUGCCGCCGCCGCCGCCUCGUCGGCCGCCCCGAGCGCAGGCGGCUCCAGCUCCGGCACGACGACCACAACGACGACCACGACGGGAGGGAUCCUAAUCGGCGACCGCCUGUACUCGGAAGUUUCGCUCACCAUCGACCACUCGCUGAUUCCGGAGGAGCGGCUCUCGCCCACUCCGUCCAUGCAGGACGGGCUCGACCUGCCCAGCGAGACGGACUUGCGCAUCCUGGGCUGCGAGCUUAUCCAGGCCGCCGGCAUUCUCCUUCGGCUGCCGCAGGUGGCGAUGGCAACGGGGCAGGUGUUGUUUCAUCGUUUUUUCUAUUCCAAAUCGUUCGUCAAGCACAGUUUCGAGAUUGUUGCCAUGGCAUGUAUUAAUCUUGCAUCAAAAAUUGAAGAAGCACCUAGAAGAAUAAGAGAUGUGAUUAAUGUAUUUCACCAUCUACGCCAGUUAAGAGGAAAAAGGACUCCAAGCCCCCUGAUCCUUGAUCAGAACUACAUUAACACCAAAAAUCAAGUUAUCAAAGCAGAGAGGAGGGUGCUAAAGGAGUUGGGAUUUUGUGUUCAUGUCAAGCAUCCCCAUAAGAUCAUUGUUAUGUAUUUACAAGUCUUAGAAUGUGAACGUAAUCAAACCCUGGUUCAAACUGCCUGGGUAGUCCAUGAUGGUAAGUCAUAGAACUCUGCCCUCUGCACUUCAGCCCAUGACCUCAGGAUGGCCUGAUUGGCUGCCCUGCUCUCCAGCCAAUCCAGUGCAAGCUCUCAUCCGAGAUUCACUGAAGUGGUCCAUAUCCAUCUGGCAGCAUCUUCUAGUUCUGUCGGGGUGUCAAAAGGAUUUGUAUAUUUGCUUCUAGAAGUAACUCUUCAACAUGCCUAUGUAUUUAAUGUAUACCUGUAACUAUCAAAAUGAAUAGUUCAUUUUUGAUAGAUUUGUUGUCCAGCCAUUAUGAAUUAAAUGAUUUUUAUUAGGAGUUUGACUAGAUUUCUAAUUUUUUUUGGUAUGUAUAGCAUGAAUUCUACCAAAGGAGACGGCAGCUUAAGGUGGGCACCGUUACCAUCCAUACUUGAUGAAUUCAUAGCUGCUGGGCUAUUGGAGGCAAUAGUAUUAGAAGAAAGAAGUACUUCAUUUUUAAGAGAUGUUAAUAUUAACAUAGCACUUUAGAACUAACUGUGUGAUUUGCAGUGCUGACUUAUUUAAAGUUAAAACGAGUUCGUGGUUCAGCCACAACUACUGUCUUAAGACUGUUGAUGAUGUGCAGUACUUAAGUGAUGUAAUUCUUAUGUUCUGGACUUAUGACUGCCAUGCUUAUUUUUGGGCUCAAUAAAUAUUAGUAAUACUAGAAAAGUCUCAUUACUUUUAUAAAAUGCAUGAUAUUUUUUAAUAUAUGUUCUAUAAAACAUUUUUAGCAGUUUUCAUGGGUAAGGAAUUUUAAGAAAUAGUCUUUUAGUUAACCUUUUGAACUAUUUGUAAAAUUUCUUCAAUACUUUAGGAAUUUUGUGGGGAGGGUUCACUAAUAUAAAAGUCCAGUAAUUUAUUAACUGAAGUAGUUACUGCUUUUAUUUAUACUUAGUCACAAAAAGGUAUGUAAACAAGGCUGUUGUAUGUGUUUUUUGCUCUUCACUUCCCAACCCAGGUUUUCUGAAGUAGCUUACUUAGCUUUCUAAAUAUAAUUUGGUGAGUGCUUACUGAAAAUGCCUUUUUUACCCCUCUCACAGUAUUGAGUUUUUGAAAGAACUUGAUUGACACUGCUUUUCAUUGUGGAUAAAGGAGAGAGAUGGUCAGUAAUUAAUGGCUUGAAGUAUUGUUGGAGAGGUUUAUUUCUGAAACUAGUCAUGUCAGAACUGACUUUCAUUGCUUUUCAUAGAAAUAUGUUUUUAAAAAACUUUACGUUCGGGCUUCCCUGGUGGCGCAGUGGUUGAGAGUCCGCCUGCCGAUGCAGGGGACACGGGUUCGUGCUCCCGUCCGGGAAGAUCCCACAUGCCGCGGAGCGGCUGGGCCCGUGAGCCAUGGCCGCUGAGCCUGUGCGUCUGGAGCCUGUGCUCCACAACGGGAGAGGCCACAACAGUGAGAGGCCCGCGUACCACCAAAAAAAAAAAAAAAAAAAAACUUUACGUUCUAUUUGGAAUAAUAAAGAAUUGUUUUAAAGGACUUUGCUUAUAUAUAGGAGACAUGAAGAAUGAUUCUAGUGUUAAAUUCUUACCUCUUACUGAUUUUUGAGCUAAGAAUUGUUAUAUGCUAGAAUAUUGAAGAUAAAAAUAUGAGAAGAAAAAAGAAUAAAGUAGAUUGAGUCUCCAAUUUUAUGUAAGCUUCAGAAGAACUGGUUUAUUUACAUACAAAGCUUAUGGUUGAAAUAUUUUUCAGGAAUUACAUGAAUGACAGUCUUCGAACCAAUGUAUUUGUUCGAUUUCAACCAGAGACUAUAGCAUGUGCUUGCAUCUACCUUGCAGCU
Molecule: messenger RNA, 2786 nt
Organism: Mesoplodon densirostris (Blainville's beaked whale)
Lineage: Eukaryota; Metazoa; Chordata; Mammalia; Artiodactyla; Ziphiidae
Gene: CCNL1
Product: cyclin L1
Exons: 6
Coding region: 314-1015 (233 amino acids)
Biological process (GO): regulation of transcription by RNA polymerase II
Cellular component (GO): nucleus
Molecular function (GO): cyclin-dependent protein serine/threonine kinase regulator activity
Source: RefSeq, a predicted model, not a curated record